Choloepus didactylus (southern two-toed sloth) is the source of this 2520-nucleotide messenger RNA. RefSeq names its product fascin actin-bundling protein 1 (gene FSCN1). The transcript is spliced from 5 exons. Gene Ontology annotation, biological process: cell migration; actin filament bundle assembly; establishment or maintenance of cell polarity. Gene Ontology annotation, molecular function: protein-macromolecule adaptor activity; actin filament binding. The coding region runs from base 91 to 1572 and encodes 493 amino acids. Gene Ontology annotation, cellular component: cytoplasm; microvillus; cell projection membrane. Lineage: Eukaryota; Metazoa; Chordata; Mammalia; Pilosa; Megalonychidae. The record is from RefSeq and is a predicted model, not a curated record.
GAGGGUGCGCGCCGGGCCGCGGCCGCCGAACAAAGGAGCGGGGGCGCCGCCGCGGGGAGCCGCCUGCCACCUCCCGGGCCCGCCGCCGCCAUGCCCGCCAACGGCACUGCCGAGGCCGUGCAGAUCCAGUUCGGCCUCAUCAACUGCGGCAACAAGUACCUGACGGCCGAGGCGUUCGGCUUCAAGGUGAACGCGUCGGCCAGCAGCCUCAAGAAGAAGCAGAUCUGGACGCUGGAGCAGCCGCCCGACGAGGCGGGCAGUGCGGCCGUGUGCCUGCGCAGCCACCUGGGCCGCUACCUGGCGGCUGACAAGGACGGCAACGUGACCUGCGAGCGCGAGGCGCCGGGCCCCGACUGCCGCUUCCUCAUCGUGGCGCACGACGACGGCCGCUGGUCGCUGCAGUCCGAGGCGCACCGGCGCUACUUCGGCGGCACCGAGGACCGCCUGUCGUGCUUCGCGCAGAGCGUGUCGCCGGCCGAGAAGUGGAGCGUGCACAUCGCCAUGCACCCGCAGGUCAACAUCUACAGCCUGACCCGCAAGCGCUACGCGCACCUGAGCGCGCGGCCGGCCGACGAGAUCGCCGUGGACCGCGACGUGCCGUGGGGCGUCGACUCGCUCAUCACGCUCGCCUUCCAGGACCAGCGCUACAGCGUGCAGACCGCCGACCACCGCUUCCUGCGCCACGACGGGCGCCUCGUGGCGCAGCCCGAGCCCGCCACCGGCUACACGCUCGAGUUCCGCUCGGGCAAGGUGGCCUUCCGCGACUGCGAAGGCCGCUACCUGGCGCCGUCGGGGCCCAGCGGCACGCUCAAGGCGGGCAAGGCCACCAAGGCGGGCAAGGACGAGCUCUUCGCCCUGGAGCAGAGCUGCGCCCAGGUCGUGCUGCAGGCGGCCAACGAGAGGAACGUGUCCACGCGCCAGGGCAUGGACCUGUCGGCCAACCAGGACGAAGAGACCGACCAGGAGACCUUCCAGCUGGAGAUCGAUCGGGACACCAAAAAGUGCGCCUUCCGCACCCACACGGGCAAGUACUGGACACUGACGGCCACCGGCGGCGUGCAGUCCACCGCCUCCACCAAGAACGCCAGCUGCUACUUCGACAUCGAGUGGCGUGAUCGGCGCAUCACACUGCGCGCGUCCAACGGCAAGUUUGUGACAGCCAAGAAGAACGGGCAGCUGGCGGCCUCCGUGGAGACGGCAGGGGACGCCGAGCUCUUCCUCAUGAAGCUGAUCAACCGCCCCAUCAUCGUGCUCCGCGGGGAGCACGGCUUCAUCGGCUGCCGCAAGGUCACGGGCACCCUGGACGCCAACCGCUCCAGCUACGACGUCUUCCAGCUCGAGUUCAGCGACGGCGCGUACCACAUCAAAGACUCGACGGGCAAGUACUGGACGGUGGGCAGUGACUCCUCGGUCACCAGCAGCAGCGACACACCCGUGGACUUCUUCUUCCAGUUCUGCGACUACAACAAGGUGGCCAUCAAGGUCGGGGAGCGCUACCUGAAGGGGGACCACGCGGGGGUCCUGAAGGCCUGCGCCGAGACCAUCGAGCCCGCCACGCUCUGGGAGUACUAGCCCCCCACCCCCCCGCCCGUCCCGCGUGCGCUUCCCUGGGGGUGGGCACCGUGGAAGGGGCCGAGCCCCCCACCCCUGUGCUUUUCAAACUGGAAACCCCAGAGAAAACGGUGCCCCCUGCCCCGGCCCCCUGUCCCCCUGUGGGGUCGCUCUGCGGCCCGGUUAUCUGAGGACGGGAGGGAUCCCCGGCCCGGGGAGCGAGGCUGCACCCUUUUCUUGUGACCUCAGACGACUCUGAGCCUUAUUUCCCCGGAGGUGGCUGAGGAGAGGCGGGUGGCUGGGAAGGCUUCCGGAGCCCCCCGGCAGGGCGGCAGGAUGUAACUGGAAUCUCGGCCUGCUCCCCUCUCCUACUCUGCAGAGGCCUCGUCUGCCCGUGCUCAGCGUGGCCGGGUUCUGCCCACAGCUCGCUCUGCCAUGGACAGGGCACCCCCUCUCCUCCUAUCCUGGCCAGACUGGAAGCGGAAAACGACCAAAUCAGUGUUUUUUUGUUUAAAUGGAGUUUAUUGGUGGAGGUGCCCCAGUUGUAGCAGUGAGUUGUCGUCACAGGGUCGUGGGUGGAGUCUCCGGGCCUCGGUGCCCUCUGCCCACGUCGUGCCCCCACUUCUCCAGGGGGCUCCCAUCUCAGUCUCCCUCCCGCCCACCCCGUACCUGCCUGGGUCCCCAGGGCUCACCGGGUCCCUCUGUCUCCCUACCAUUGCCCCUUGGCGUGAUCGGUGCUCUGUUGGACUGGGACCCCAGUCGGGGUGCCCUGGGGGCGCCCCCACCCUCCUCCUGGGCCCCCAGCCCUGCCCCGUCCCCACGGGCUCCCCCACUGCUGUCCAUCUCACUUUGGUGCCCUCAGUCUUUUAUUUUUUUGUAAGUGUCAUUUGUAUAACUCUAAAUGCCCAUGGUAGUUGCUUCAAACUGGAAAAAGCAAAAUAAAAUAACGCGCGUCUGCAGCCCCACCGC